GGGGGUUCAUCCGAAAAUGAGGUACGGAGUGCUGUUUGACGACAACGGCCACUAGAAAGCCUCAUUGUACGCUCCAGGUUUCGACCCACCGUAUCUGCAAAACAUGAAUAAUGCCGUCGAUUCCUCAGCGACGACGGCAAGCAACCGACUCAGACUCAGACUCAGAUGGAGAGUCUAGUCGAAACUCGACCCUGCUGCACAGCUCCAACGGCGCUAAACGCGUACGAUUGACGCCCCAACGCGAACCGGUGCAACCCCAAAGCAGCGACACAAGUUCGAUAAGCACCGGCGAUGAUUCUGACGUGAGCGAGAGCGACGAUGAACUCUCCACCACCGGCGCCGGGCAGCCGUCCACAGACCCUACCCCGCCCGUUCCGGAGCGGGCUGCAGAUAUCGUGGACCGCAUUCGCGGUAUUCCGGGCGGUGCUGGCGCCGGUAAAUAUCGGCCAGGAGCCAUUGUGCGGAUCAAACUGUCGAAUUUUGUCACCUAUACAUCCGCUGAACUUCGACCGGGCCCGCGGCUAAACCUGGUGAUUGGACCUAAUGGAACGGGGAAAAGUACGCUGGUUUGUGCCAUCUGCUUGGGAUUGGGUGAAGGGCCGCAGCAUCUGGGACGUGCGAAAGAUGCGGCUGAAUACAUCAAACACGGCUGUCGGGAGGCAACAAUUGAAAUCGAGUUGGCUGCCCCGCCAGGGAAACGAAAUAUCGUGAUAGCAAGGGUUAUCAAGCGAGAUGGCAACAAGAGCACGUUUACGGUUAAUGGUGAUCAAGUGCCAGGAAAAAGAGUUCGGGAGCUUGCCAGAUCGUUGUCCAUCCAGAUCGACAAUCUUUGCCAGUUCCUUCCUCAAGAUAAGGUUAGCGAGUUCGCAGCGCUUACUCCCGUUGAGCUUCUGCAGUCCACCCAGCGAGCCGCCGCCCCGCGGGAAGUCACAAGAUGGUAUGAAGAUCUGAAGCGACUUCGUGAGCAGCAAAAGAAACUCCAGGUUGAAAACAGACAGCAACAAGAAGUCCUACAGGAUCUGGAGAGGCGGCAAGAAAACCAGCGUGAAGAGGUGGAAAGAAUGAAGCACAGAGCAGCGGUUAAAAAGCGCCUGAAGUAUUUAGAACUAAUGCGGCCACUGCCAAAGUUCAAGGAGCUCAAAGCUCAGUGUAAAGAGUUGAAAGAACGGAAGAAGCUUCUUCACAGGGAGCACCAGGCUCUCAACGAGGAGCUCGGGCCUACGAUGAAGGCAAUCAAUGCCAAGAAAGAGUAUUACGCGACACUUGAUAAAGUCGUUAAGCAAAAGCGAAAUCAUCUUGCAAGAGCGAACGAGUUUGCAAAGGAAUAUAAGAAUGAGAUGGCCGUGGUAAGCGAGAAGCUCAAGGAUUUGACGGCAAACAUAGAGGCCGAAAAGAAGGCUGGCACGAAUUACGUCUCCGAAAUUAAGAAGUUGAAGCAAGCGAUUAACCGAAUCGAACGACAGAUGGAGGAAGGGGCCCCUGAAUUUGAUGUUGCUGCGUAUGGAUUGAAGAUUCGAGAACAACAACGGCGAAUCCGCGAAUUUGAAGAUAAAGCAACAGAACUGCAGAGAAAGAAGCAACCGACUGCCCUGGAGUUUCAAGCCAAGAAGGCGGAGUACUUGAAAACCAAACGGCGACUGGAGGGGUUGGAAUUCCAGGAUGGUCAACAGGAGGAAAAGUUGCGUCAACUGUCUGAUGACUCUUUCAAUGCCUGGCAAUGGCUUAAAGAGGAAGAAAACCAAGUGCACUUCGAAAAGCCAGUUUAUGGACCUCCACUGGUAGUGUGCUCCGUAAAGGAUCCCAAGUACGCUUCGGCGCUGGAAGGGCUGAUGCAAAAGAACGACUUUUGUGCGUUCACAGCCCAAACCAGAAAUGAUUUUCUCAAGCUACAAGAACUUUUAUAUCAGAAACAUGGCUGGCAUGAUAUUACGAUAAAAACAUGUUCGGUACCCCUCUCGGGCUUUCGCCCUCCUGUGGAUGACGAAGAACUGCAGAAACUGAGAUUUGAUGGCUGGGCGAAAGAUUAUAUCUCUGGUCCAGAGCCUGUGUUGGCCGCGCUUUGCAGUGAGAACAGGUUUCAUGCCACGCCUAUAACACUUCGGGAUAUCUCAGACGCCGAAUAUCGACACCUGGAAAACAGCCCGAUUUCUAUGUGGAUUGCAAAUAAUUCACAUUAUCAAGUUGUCCGUCGGCGCGAGUAUGGCCCGGCUGCAACAUCAACCCGUGUUCGGCACCUGCGACCGGCAAAGUUAUGGACAGACCAGCCAGUCGACGAACAAAUCAAGCAGCAACUCGAGACUGAGCUCAAUGAAUGGAAAGCUAAAAUGGAUGAGAUUCAAGAAAGGAUGGACGAUCAGAAGGGCACUCUUGCCCGCUUGGCGGCUGAGCAUAGAGCAGCCUCAGAGGAGAAAGAGCGACUUGAGCGAGAAAAAGCGGCGAAGCAGAGUGCCCUUACGGCCUUUAAAGCUUUACCAGCUAGACUUGAGCAACAAAAAGAAAAAUACCAAGAGUUGACGGAGAGAAUCACAAAUGUUCAGAAAGAAGUGGAGUCUUUACGAAAAAAGCAAGAUUACGUCUCGCUUGAUAAAGCCGCAGUCGUUUUAAAGUAUGCUAAAUUUGUCUCCAGAUUUCGGAAAAUGCAGGACGACCUCCUACAAGCCGAAAUCUGGGCCAUCGAAGCCUGUUCCGAUUGGCAGAGUCUUAAGGAGCACAAUGCUGAAGUUACGGAAGUGGUUGAGGCGAAAAAACGUGAGAUCGACGAGGUUUCACGACAAAUAUCAGCAAUGGCCACGGAGUUGCCUAAAUUUGCCGACGAAGUGCGAAAACUCUCACGCAUGGCAGAUCGUGAUCGGGAUAUGGGCGAUGUUGUAACCGCCGUCGCUCAACUCAACGCUGAACAGCUGGAGGCCGAGAUAGAUUCCGCAAAAGCCACCUUAGAUCUUACAUACGAGGGCCAUGGCACUCGCUUUAUUGAGGAAUUCGAGCAACGUCAGACCCAAAUUGACAGGCUGAAAGAGAAACUUGAGAAGUCCCAGUCAGAGUUGGCCGAUUACGAGCAUGCAAUCACUGAGGUCCGAGGAAAAUGGGAGCCUAAGCUCGAAUCUUUGGUGCAACAAAUUAGCAACUCAUUCUCUAAUUUCUUUUCGCGCAUCGGAUGUGCAGGACAAGUUGGCAUCGACAAGGCCGAGGACAUUCCCGAUGAGAACGGCCGCCUCGGUGAUAGUAACAAUUUCGACCAAUGGGCGAUCCGCAUCCAGGUCAAAUUUCGCGAGAACGAAUCCCUCGCCGUUCUGGACUCGCACAGGCAAUCCGGCGGUGAGCGCGCCGUUAGCACGAUCUUUUACCUCAUGGCCCUCCAGUCGCUCUCUGCCUCACCGUUCCGAGUCGUCGACGAAAUCAACCAGGGUAUGGAUCCGCGCAACGAACGUAUGGUGCACGAGCGGAUGGUGGAGAUUGCUUGCGGACAAGCGGAUUCGGAUGAUUCUGGGGGCCAGUACUUCCUGAUCACGCCGAAGUUGCUAAGCGGCUUGCAUUACCAGCCGGGAAUGACGGUGUUGUGUAUCUACAGUGGCGAGUAUAUGCCAGCUGACUACAGGAAAUUGGAUUUCAAGCAGUGUGUAUUGCGAAUGAAGGACAUGCAGAAGAAGAAGGGGUUAAUCCAGGGGGAAACGGAGGAAGUGGAAGUUGACGUCUGAGGGAGCAUUGGACAAUCGGGUUGGCUGGGAUUCGGGACACAGCAGGCAAGGGCGGCUUUUGUCGAUAGGCGUGUUUUAUUUUGCGACUUGGCUUUGAAUGUAUUAACUCCCCUAGACUUGCA
Molecule: messenger RNA, 3817 nt
Organism: Coccidioides posadasii C735 delta SOWgp
Lineage: Eukaryota; Fungi; Ascomycota; Eurotiomycetes; Onygenales; Onygenaceae
Gene: SMC5
Product: Structural maintenance of chromosomes protein 5
Biological process (GO): double-strand break repair via homologous recombination
Cellular component (GO): Smc5-Smc6 complex; nucleus
Molecular function (GO): ATP hydrolysis activity; single-stranded DNA binding; ATP binding
Source: RefSeq, a predicted model, not a curated record